AUGAAUCCCCAGCCAUCACACGUUGAUCCUACCCAACCUUCGGCCCCGAAGCUUGACUCCAAGUCCUAUACCGCUCAACGACUUCAACAUGCGACUCCCAACCACCUCCACAUCACCGCCAGGCGCCACUUCAUCGGACCCAUUCCCGAGGGCUGGCUGAAGACCCAUCGACGCGAGCGGUAUCAGCAUCGUUUACACAUCAACUACUCCUCCCGAGCCGUCACCUUCUCAGCCAACCCAGAAACGGCACGACAGCGACGAUUGCUUGGUCUUGUGGGCCCGAGCGCAUCGGCUUCGUUUGCCGCGAGCUUUCCACAGCCUGGGGAUCUUACGGAAGCGGACUCGGAAGAUGACGAUGGGGAUGCUGAUGCCACGAUUGCUGCCCCAUCGGCAUCGCCCGCGCCAGGAGAACGAUCGCCCGACGAUGAUGGAGCCGGAUCGCUGGAACGAGAUGUUUCUGGGGAGCAAAUGGAGGACAUCAUAGAGGAAUCGAGACCGUUACGAGAAGCCGAAAUGUCUUCAGAUGCAGAGUCAAUACAAUCCUCGCAGUCCAGUAGCAGGACGAGGUCGGCGCAGGAGGAGGUGCUCAUGACCGACCAGCCGAACGGAGAGCCAAGGACAAAUGCGCAGUCUGACAAUGACCCAGGUCCAGCUGGAGACGAGGAGCAAGCCAAUUCAGAUGCAACAGAAACUCGCAGGGUGUCAAGCCUAUUGGGUGUUCCUGGGUCGGAUACCGGUCCUCUCGAGCCCACUUCGUCCAAUGUCUCUCUUCUACGACAUGGUCUCGACGGAGCAUAUACCCGCGACCAGGAUCCAACUAACGGGCCGGGCCUCCAUCUAGUCCAUGGCGAUGACGAGGAAGCGCGUAUUGAACCUGAUGCCGAACAAGUGACCGGUUCCAAACGGUCAGCUCGUAGGAAAAGCCGUGGAGUAGUUCACUUCGAUAUAGCGGAAGAUUCCCGUCGCGCACAUCUUUUAGCCAAAGCUCGGGCGGGACAGGUUUCCAUGCAAACCCGUGCAGGGGCGCUAUUCCGUCGUCGACGUCAAGAAGGCCAAAUCGUAAAGAUGGAGAAAAUGCUGAUCCGCGUGGACUUGUCACCGGACACGAAGCUGCCGGCAGACUACGAUGAGAACUGCAGCGAGAAGAUAAUCACACGGACUCUCGAGAAGUGGCGGGAGUACAUGGUGGUGUGUCGAGAAGGCGGGGAGGACGGCGCUGGGUUCGUGCUGCAGAUCUAUGAGACGCGAGUGAUCCCGGAGUUUGAGUUGAACCUGGACCUGAAACGCGUUCGCGUCAACCUCUUCAGCAGUUUGGACAAGACCUUGGUGCUCUGGGAGUCUUUUCCACGAGGCACGAGGAUAUUCUUGCUGCGAACACGAUCGGGAAUCGCUGGGGUGGAGUGGCAUACGUUUCUGCGAAACAUCCUAGGCUGGAGGCGAGCGGCAGAACUCCAGGUGAACGUCCCCGACCUAAACGAUCUCGAGGAGUCUCGGGAUCUUCUGCCGGCUGCGGAGGGGGAUGACACUGCUAUCACUAAGACGUUGGAGCAAGAGCAGGCGGUCGCAAGCCAAAUCGUUUCGCGAUGUCUUAUCCUUCUGAAAGAAUCCUCCCAGUUUCGCGACGUCAUGGAAGUGCUUGCAGGAGAAGACCGGUCGUUUGGUCUAGCGUGGAGACGGUAUGAUCGUUUGGAAUGGAUCCAUGGCGCGAAUGAACGCAAGAUGUACGGCACGCUGGCAAUGAUCAAGUCUCAUGACCUGGAACUCCGACAAAAACGACAUUACGCGACCACAGUGCGAGUGAACGGCGGCGAAUUCAUCACGGAACCUCUGCCUGUCGAAGGUUUCUUGGUUCGACUGACUUCGCAGCGGGGUGUUCAUCAGAGAAUGGGCAAACUGUUCCACAAACGGUUGUAUUUCUCGACCCAUGAUGAAUUUCUCGUCUUCAACCGCCCAGCGAAGGUAGUGCCGCCGCCUCCUCCCACCCUUGCGGAAUCUAGGAGCACCGAAGUCCCAGCGAGUGAGGAGAUCGUGGAACCACCGCCGCUCAUGUACAACAUCGAUCCAUUCCCGGUCAAGGAUGAUAGAAUACAGUGGCUGGGGUCAAGAGCAUCGGAAACCACAGCCUCUCAUCACGAUCGAGGGGCCUAUGCUGAGAUGCAGAGGAAGGUCAAUAUCCUUGCGGAAUGCGACGGGUGCAUCAACCUCUGCAAUGUGACCAAGGUGCGAAACGUGGUGCGCGGUGACACCGUCGCUGACGACAACGUCGAUGAGGGUCCUGAUGCGGAUUAUGAUGAAGAAGUUCCGGAUACAUAUAGAGAAGAUGGGAUGUCCGGAAACUUCGACGACGACCGGACGUUCGAACUGGUCCUCCGAAACGGUUUGAUCAUCCGCUUGCAGGCGUACGAUAAAGUCACGAAAAACGAGUGGAAACGCUGCCUCCGUGAUCUUGUGCGGUAUUGGAAGGCCCGCACGAAGAUGGACGUCACCCUUCUGCAGCUGGUUCGGAAACAAAAUCUCGAACAGCUACGCAUCGACGAGGCUGCGGAAGCCAUCGUCGGUCAAUAUGCACGGAAGUGGGAAGUCACGAAUUCGUUCGCCUCUUCGGACAUAUACAACAUGUGCGGCCCGUCGUGUUGUCGAGCGAUCCACCUGUCCGGCUCCUUGUUCCGCAAGCCCCGGAAGCACACCAAUUUCAUCCGCGUCUCGGUCAUCCUAACCCAAGGCAAGCUCCUCAUCUUUUCGUCCAGCCUUCGCACGCAGUCCGGCAUCCAAGUGCCACAGAUUCACCACGAAAAAGUGCAGGCCAUCGAUUUGAGCGAGUGUUACAUCUAUUCGGGGCCCUUGACCGAGCCAGAGCUGCUGUAUCAGAAUCGAACGUUCGACAGCAACCGCCCCGGCCGAACGGCGCUGCCGCGGCUCUAUCGGGAAGACGGCUGGACCAGCCAAGACGAUGAUCUGAUGACGAGCUUCGUGAUUUGGCACAGCAAGCGGAAGAGCUUCUUCCGCAGUCAGGAGCUGGAGGAAUCCAAAAAGACUCCGGCGGAUCCACAGAUCGAUGCAAGGCGUGAAUCGGCCGGCUCAACCGGAUCCGGCUCGCGCAGCGGACUGGAAACCCGAAUGCGAUCACGGCUGAAGAGGGUCAGUCAGCUGGGCGUGACGGGGCGAAACGAGGUGUUCCGGACGAGGAGCCGCGCGGAAAGAGAUCGAUGGGUGCUAGCGAUCGGUAUGGAGAUUGAACGUCAGCAGGGCGUGGAGGAUGUUCGCAUUGCAGGGCAACCGGGCUAG
Molecule: messenger RNA, 3285 nt
Organism: Eremomyces bilateralis CBS 781.70
Lineage: Eukaryota; Fungi; Ascomycota; Dothideomycetes; Eremomycetales; Eremomycetaceae
Exons: 4
Coding region: 1-3285 (1094 amino acids)
Biological process (GO): protein localization to prospore membrane; ascospore-type prospore membrane formation
Cellular component (GO): prospore membrane
Source: RefSeq, a predicted model, not a curated record